UACUAACCGGAUAUGAUGAGAGAAUAUUUUCUGGUGUCCUUUCGAAUCUGGUGAUAACAGGUUACUUGUUGAGAAAGACACUUGCCACUCCCCAUCGAACCAGUGAGUGGAUUCAGUCGGAGAGUCAUUUUCCUUCUGAAAAGAAGAAAUUCCUGUGACUGUCCAAUUGCUGAAUAACUUGAAGAGAUACUAGUCUGCGCAGUAUCCUUUCCCCUUUGGGAAGGAUGGCGGACACCGAACAUGAUUCUCCGAAUAGCGGAGGUGGUCAACAGCAUCAGCAACCUGCUCAAGCUGUGGCCGAAUUAAGCGAGUUUACUGCAUUUUUAGGACGGAUGGUCUCUGUUGUUUUUGAAGAUACUACAGCAUCUAUCACCGAAGCUUUUAAAAGGGCGUUGGUCGAUAAGACGAAUACAGACUGCAUUCGGAAGUUUUUGUCAGAUCCCCAAAUCCCCAUUUUGCUUGUGCAGAGAUCAUCACCAAAAGAUGAUUCUGAAGAUGUGGAAAGUGUAUCAGAAAGUGAAGAAGGUCCUGAAGGAGCAGUAUCUUACCUUAUAUCCUGUGAAAUGCAUUAUACCAGUUCAAAGAUGAGCAGCAUUAUUUUCAUUAAGAGAGGUCAAAUUGUUGAGCAGGACAAAAGUUUUCCUUCCCAGCUCCGUAUCAUGAACUUCAGUGAAGGAUCUCCUUAUGAAACUCUUCAUUCAUACAUCAGUCAUGCUGUUGGACCAUUUUUCAAGUCUUACAUCAAAGAAACUGGAAAGGCUGAAAGGGAUGGUGACAAAAUGGCUCCAACUGUGGAAAAAAAAAUUGCUGAACUUGAAAUGGGCUUGUUACAUUUGCAACAAAACAUCGAUAUUCCAGAAGUUAGUCUUCCUGUCCACCAAGCUGUUCAAAGUGUCAUAAAAAAAUGUUCAGAAGAAAACCGAAAGCCUAAAGUAGAAGAUUUUGGGAAUAAAGUUGAAGAUCCUCAAUUUCUCAAUGCCUUGCAAAGUGGUGUUAACCGAUGGAUUAGGGAAAUACAAAAGGUGACAAAACUGGAUCGAGAUCCUGCUUCUGGAACUGCAUUACAGGAAAUUAGCUUUUGGUUGAAUCUUGAAAGAGCAUUGCUUCGUAUUCAAGAAAAGAGAGAAAGUGUUGAAGUGGUCCUGACUUUGGAAAUCUUAAAACAUGGCAAGAGAUUUCAUGCAACAGUCAGUUUUGAUACUGAUACAGGUUUGAGGUCAGCCAUGGUCACAGUUAAUGACUAUAACCAACUCAUGAAAGAUUUUCCAUUGAAUGACUUGUUGGCGGCAACGGAGCUUGAUAGAAUUCGAGCUGCUUUACAAGCUAUUUUCAAUCAUUUAAAGAAAAUUCGACCAACAAAAUAUCCAAUCCAGAGAGCAUUAAGACUUGUUGAAGCAAUUUCAAGAGAUCUCAGUACACAGUUGUUGAAAGUUUUGGGAACUCGAAGACUCAUGCAUAUUCCUUAUGAUGAUUUUGAAAAGGUUAUGUCUGCUUGCUUUGAAGUAUUUAGUACUUGGGAUGAUGAAUAUGAUAAACUUCAAGGUCUGCUGCGAGACCAAGUGAAAAAGAAGAGAGAAGAACAUCUUCGCAUGGUGUGGAGAGUAAAUCCUGCUCACAAACGUCUCCAAAGUCGUCUUGAUCAGAUGCGAAGAUUCCGCCGCCAACAUGAACAACUACGUCAAGUGAUUUUGCGUGUGUUGCGGCCAUCUCCCAGUAAAGCUCGUGCUGGUACACCCUCAACUGAAGAACCUGAACCCCAGAUAGAACCAAUGGUAGAUGAAGCUGCUGAUGCAAAUGCUAUUGAGGAAGUAAACUUGGCUUAUGAAAACGUGAAAGAAGUUGAUGGCCUUGAUGUUUCCAAAGAUGGGACUGAUGCUUGGGAAGCUGCAAUCAAAAGAUAUGAUGAAAGAAUUGAUCGGGUUGAAACCAGAAUCACAGCAAAAUUAAGAGAUCAAUUGGGAACAGCUCGUAAUGCGAAUGAAAUGUUUCGCAUAUUCUCCAGAUUCAAUGCUCUUUUUAUUCGGCCCCACAUCAGAGGUGCCAUCAGAGAAUACCAGACACAACUCAUUCAAAGAGUUAAAGAUGACAUUGAAGCAUUGCAUGAAAAAUUCAAGGUCCAGUAUGCACAAAGCAAAGCUUGUCGUAUGAGUAAAGUAAGAGAUUUACCUCCUGUUUCUGGAUCCAUCAUAUGGGCUCGUCAGAUUGAACGACAGUUAAGUGCAUAUAUGAGACGUGUUGAAGAUGUUCUUGGCAAAGGAUGGGAAAAUCAUGUUGAAGGCCAAAAGUUGAAGGGAGAUGGUGAUAGCUUCAGAGCCAAGUUGAAUACUCAAGAACUGUUUGAAGAAUGGGGAAGAAAAGUUCAGCAACGACAGCUCAGUGUUUCUGGCCGUAUUUUUAGCAUUCAGAGUACCAAAUCAAGGCAAGUGGGGAAAGGAAAUGUAUUGAGGCUGGUCGUCAAUUUUCAGCCAGAGAUCAUCACUCUUUCCAAAGAGGUUCGCAAUUUACGAUGGCUGGGUUACAGAGUACCAUUGGCUAUUGUGAACAAAGCUCAUCAAGCUAAUCAACUUUAUCCAUUUGCUAUUUCUUUGAUUGAAAGUGUUCGUACUUACGAAAGGACUCUUGAGAAAGUUGAAGAAAGAUCUUCUAUCAUAUUGUUGGUAGCUGGAUUGAGAAGAGAAGUUCAAAACCUGAUUUCAGAGGGAGUUGCUUUAGUUUGGGAAUCCUACAAAUUGGAUCCUUAUGUUCAAAAGCUUGCUGAAACUGUGUUCAAUUUCCAAGAAAAGGUUGAUGACUUGCUUGCUAUUGAAGAGGAGAUCUCAAUGGAAGUUAAGUCUCUUGAAACCUGUGCCUAUCAAACCUCUACUUUUAGAGAGAUUUUAAGCAGAAUACAGAAAGCAGUAGAUAAUCUGAGUUUGCAUUCCUACUCCAAUUUACCUCAGUGGGUAGCAAAACUUGAUCAAGAAGUAUGUAUUUUCUUUCAUCAUGCUUUAGUACAUGAAUUGAGAAUCACAAACCAACUUAUCUAUGUCAACCCACCAGUAGAAGAUGCCAGAUAUCACAUCAUGCAAGAAUUGUUUGCUUGGGAAGCUAUUGUUACAAGUCUUCCUAGAAUUCAACAUUCUCGGUAUCAGGUGGGGCUUGAUGUGGAAUCAGAGCUAGAAACAACAUAUCGUAGUCUCUUGACAAAAAUGCCACAGCGAAAAUCUGUAUUAGAGGAUGCUUAUGAAGCAAUACAAGUUACAGUGAAAGAAUUCCAAGACUAUGUGGAAGUCUGGUUGCGUUACCAAGCAUUGUGGGAUCUAAAUGCUGAUACACUGUAUGGCCGGCUUGGAAAUAACCUUCAUGUAUGGAUGGCAACCCUUGAAGAAAUUAAACAGGUUCAGUCUAAAGUGACAUUGAAAUACGAUUCUUGGCACAAAGAAGUUCUUAGCAAGUUUGGAACACUUCUCAGUAAUGAAAUGAAGGACUUCCAUUCUUCAGUAUCCAAGUCUCGAACUGAACUUGAACAGCAAUCCAUUGAUACAGCCAAUACCUCUGAAGCUGUUGGUUUGAUAACUCAUGUACAAUCUCUGAAAAGGAAAAUGAAGUCUUGGGAAAAACAAGUUGCAAUGUAUAAAGAAGGACAGCGUAUUCUUGAACGUCAACGCUUCCAAUUUCCUCAAGCCUGGCUUUAUAGUGACAACAUUGAAGGUGAAUGGAGUGCAUUCACUGACAUCAUUAAACGAAAAGACUUUUCUAUCCAAACUCAAGUUGCAAGUCUGCAGAUGAAGAUUGUAUCAGAAGACAAAGUUGUAGAAAACAAAACUUCUGAUUUGAUGACUGACUGGGAGAAGGAGAAGCCAGUAGAAGGUGAUAUGAGACCAGAUGAAGCCUUAAAAGCUCUCACCAUAUUUGAAGGCAAAUUCACUCGUUUGAAAGAUGAAAGAGAUAAUGUUUCUCGUGCCAAAGAAGCCUUAGAACUUGCAGAACCAGGCCACGAAACUUUGAGUGAUGAGAAAAUGCGAGUGGCUUUUGAAGAAAUGCAAGAUUUGAAAGGUGUCUGGACAGAACUAUCAAAAAUAUGGGAGCAAAUUGAUGAUCUCAAAGAUAAACCGUGGCUUUCUGUUGCUCCUAGGAAGCUUCGUCAAAGUUUGGAUGGACUCUUAAACCAACUAAAAGAACUGCCAGCACGUCUGCGGGCUUAUGCAUCAUAUGAACAUGUGAAAAAAUUGUUGCAAAAUUAUGCUAAAGUCAACGUACUCGUUGUGGAACUGAAAUCUGAGGCUCUAAAAGAGCGCCACUGGAAACAACUAACACGUAGUUUGGGGGUCAGCUGGAUGUUAUCUGAGCUAACAUUAGGCCACGUUUGGGAUGUUGAUUUGAUGAAAAAUGAAGCUAUUGUACGUGAUAUUAUUAGUGUAGCUCAAGGUGAAAUGGCUUUGGAAGAAUUUUUGAAACAAGUGAGUGAAAUUUGGCGCAGCUAUGAACUGGAGUUAAUUAGCUACCAAAACAAAUGUCGCUUAAUCCGUGGCUGGGAUGAUUUGUUUACCAAAGUAAAAGAGCAUAUUAAUAGCGUCACUGCUAUGAAGCUUUCCCCUUACUUUAAACAAUUUGAAGAAGAUGCACUGUCAUGGGAAGAUAAACUAAACCGUAUCAAUGCCCUUUUUGAUGUAUGGAUUGAUGUCCAGAGGCGCUGGGUUUAUCUGGAAGGUAUUUUUACUGGCAGUGCUGACAUCAAACAUUUGUUGCCUGUGGAAACUACUAGAUUUCAGGGAGUGAGUACAGAGUUUCUUGGUUUGAUGAAAAAAGUAACCAAAUCUCCAUUGGUGAUGGAUAUUGUCAAUAUCCCUAAUGUACAACGGCAAUUAGAAAGGCUAGCCGACUUACUUGGAAAGAUUCAGAAAGCAUUAGGUGAAUACCUGGAACGAGAGAGAGCUUCUUUCCCACGUUUCUAUUUUGUUGGAGAUGAAGAUUUAUUGGAGAUUAUUGGCAACAGUAAAAAUGUUACACGCUUACAAAAGCAUUUCAAGAAAAUGUUUGCUGGUGUUGCUAGCAUCAUACUCAAUAAUGACAAUACAAUUGUAACAGGUCUUACUUCAAAAGAAGGAGAAGAGAUAAUAUUCUCAAAUCCUGUAUCAAUUGCUCAGCAUCCCAAGAUCAAUGACUGGCUCACUUUGGUUGAGAAAGAAAUGCGUGUAACUCUUGCUAAUCUUCUAGCAAAUGCUGUCCAACACAUUUAUUCUUUAAGAUCUGAACAGAUUGAUUCUGCUAAAUACUUAGAGUGGGUCGAUAAAUAUCAGGCCCAGCUAGUUGUUUUAGCAUCUCAAAUUACUUGGUCUGAAAGUGUUGAGACAGCACUUCAUGCUAUAUCCAACAAUGGGAAAAAUGACAUGAGUCCUUUGAAAAAUGUACUGGAGACUGUGCAGUCGACAUUAAAUGUUCUUGCUGACUCAGUAUUAUUGGAACAACCUCCUGUUCGACGAAAAAAACUGGAACAUUUGAUUACAGAAUUAGUUCAUCAACGUGAUAUCAUCAGAAACCUAAUCCAAAACCAAAUCAAUGGGCCAAAGUGCUUUAGCUGGUUAUGCCAAAUGCGUUUCUAUUUUGACCCCAAAAACACCGAAGUGUUGCAACAACUUUCCAUUCAAAUGGCUAAUGCUAAAUUCAACUAUGGCUUUGAAUAUUUAGGUGUCCAAGAUAAGCUUGUUCAAACUCCACUCACUGAUCGUUGUUAUUUAACAAUGACUCAGGCCUUAGAAGCACGUCUUGGAGGAUCUCCAUUUGGACCUGCUGGUACUGGUAAAACAGAAUCGGUUAAAGCUUUGGGACACCAGUUAGGACGUUUUGUACUUGUCUUUAAUUGUGAUGAAACAUUUGAUUUCCAAGCCAUGGGUCGUAUUUUUGUUGGAUUGUGUCAAGUUGGUGCUUGGGGAUGUUUUGAUGAAUUCAAUCGUCUUGAAGAAAGAAUGUUGUCUGCUGUAUCCCAACAAAUACAAACAAUUCAAGAAGCCCUCAAGGAACAUUCUAUAGUCUCAAAAGGGAAAAACACACAACUUUGUGUUGAGCUUAUUGGUAAGCAGGUACAUGUCAAUCCUGAUAUGGCUAUAUUUAUUACUAUGAAUCCUGAUUAUGCAGGAAGAUCUAACUUACCUGAUAAUUUGAAGAAGCUCUUCCGAAGUUUGGCUAUGACCAAACCUGACAGACAACUCAUUGCCCAGGUCAUGCUCUAUUCCCAAGGGUUCCGAAUGGCAGAAAAAUUGGCAAGCAAAAUAGUUCCCUUUUUCAUACUUUGUAAAGAACAACUCUCUCCACAAUCACAUUAUGAUUUUGGCCUACGUGCCCUGAAAAGUGUGUUGGUCAGUGCAGGAAAUGUGAAACGAGAACGUAUCAUGAAAGUGAAAGAUGAUCUCAAGAGUAGAGGAGAGGCAGUUGAUGAAGGAACAAUUGGUGAAAAUCUUCCAGAACAAGAGAUAUUAAUUCAAAGUGUGAUGGAAACCAUGGUACCAAAAUUAGUUGCUGAAGAUAUUCCUUUGCUCUACAGCUUACUGUCUGAUGUUUUCCCAGGAGUUUCUUAUACUCCUGCUGAAAUGAAAGCGCUAAGAGCAGAAGUGCGCAAAGUUUGUCAAGAAAUGUUCCUAACUUAUGGAGAGGGUGAUGAGCAAGGUGUGCAGUGGGUAGAAAAGGUUUUACAAUUGUACCAAAUAACUCAGCUACAUCAUGGUUUGAUGAUGGUUGGCCCCAGUGGAAGUGGCAAAUCUACUGCUUGGAGAGUCCUACUGAAAGCUUUGGAGAGACUUGAAGGAAUUGAAGGAGUUUCUUGUGUCAUUGAUCCAAAGUCUAUUUCUAAAGAUGCUCUUUAUGGUAAUCUGGACCCCAAUACAAGAGAAUGGACUGAUGGUUUAUUCACUCAUAUUCUUAGAAAGAUCAUUGAUAAUGUAAGAGGGGAAAUGAUGAAGAGGCAGUGGAUCGUCUUUGAUGGAGAUGUAGACCCUGAAUGGGUAGAAAAUUUAAAUUCAGUAUUGGAUGAAAACAAACUGCUCACACUACCAAAUGGUGAACGUCUAAGCAUUCCUCCAAAUGUAAGAAUCAUGUUUGAAGUUCAAGAUCUAAAAUAUGCUACUUUGGCUACUGUUAGCCGCUGUGGAAUGGUAUGGUUUAGUGAAGAUGUUUUAUCAACUGAAAUGAUAUUUGAUAAUUACUUGCAACAACUGCGAAAUGUUCCUGUUGAAGAGGGUGAAGAAGAUUACCAUUAUAAGAAAAAGGAAGAAGAAACUAUUAGUCCUACAUUGCAGCUACAAAGAGAUGCUGCUGCUAUAAUCUCUCCUUGCUUUUCUUCUGAUGGCCUUAUUAUUCGAUGCCUCGAAUACAGCCAUUCCUUGGACCAUAUCAUGGACUUCACUCGCCUACGAGCUCUUAAUGCUCUUUUCUCACUCAUCAAUCAAGGAAUUAGAAAUGUUCUGAAUUACAAUCAUAAUCAUCUUGACUUUCCAAUGCAGCAAGAUCAAUUGGAAAGAUAUGUAACAAAAUAUCUGAUCUACAGUCUUCUGUGGUCCAUGUCUGGUGACGGCCGACUGAAAAUACGACAAGAAUUGGGUGAAUUUAUCCGGGGUAUAACAACCAUUGCUCUUCCACCUUCAACAAAUUUACCUAUUAUUGACUAUGAGGUCUCUAUCUCAGGAGAAUGGGUACCGUGGCAAUCUAAAGUACCACAAAUUGAAGUUGAAACACACAAAGUUGCUGCUCCCGAUAUUGUCAUUCCAACUGUUGAUACUGUUCGUCACGAGUCCCUAUUGUAUACUUGGUUGGCAGAACAUAAACCUUUGGUUCUUUGUGGUCCCCCUGGUUCAGGAAAAACAAUGACACUCUUCAGUGCUUUACGUGCACUACCUGAUAUGGAAGUUGUUGGGUUGAACUUUUCAAGUGCAACCACUCCAGAAUUAUUAUUGAAAACCUUUGACCACUAUUGUGAGUACAGACGUACUCCAAAUGGCAUUGUUCUCUCACCUGUACAACUUAAUAAGUGGCUCGUUCUUUUCUGUGAUGAAAUCAAUUUACCAGAUAUGGAUGCUUAUGAUACUCAACGAGUUAUUUCAUUCUUGAGACAAAUGAUGGAACAUGGUGGAUUUUACCGUUCUACUGAUCAAGCUUGGGUGAAGUUUGAACGAAUCCAAUUUGUUGGGGCUUGUAAUCCCCCAACUGAUCCUGGCAGAAAACCUCUUUCACACCGAUUUUUGCGACAUGUACCAGUGGUAUAUGUUGAUUAUCCAGGAAAAGUGUCCCUUACCCAAAUUUAUGGCACCUUCAACAGAGCUAUGUUGCGUCUUGUACCAAGUCUCCGCACUUAUGCAGAACCUCUUACCAAUGCUAUGGUCGAGUUUUACCUUAAAUCACAAGAGAGAUUCACUCAAGACAUGCAACCACAUUACAUUUACAGUCCUCGUGAAAUGACAAGAUGGGUACGAGGAAUCUGUGAAGCUCUCAGACCUUUAGAAACACUAAGUGUUGAAGGAUUGGUGCGAAUGUGGGCACAUGAAGCUCUUAGACUUUUCCAAGAUCGAUUGGUAGAUGAUGACGAAAGAAAGUGGACUGAUGAAAAUGUGGAUGCUGUUGCUUUGAAACACUUCCCUAGUGUAAACAAAGAAGAAGUCCUUAAAAGGCCCAUUCUGUUCAGCAAUUGGCUAUCAAAAGACUAUAUUCCUGUGGAUAGAGAAGAACUUCGGGAUUAUGUCAAGGCUCGUCUGAAGGUAUUCUAUGAAGAAGAACUGGAUGUACCAUUGGUUUUGUUUGAUGAAGUACUUGAUCAUGUUUUGCGAAUUGACCGUAUCUUUAGACAACCUCAAGGUCAUUUGCUCUUAAUUGGUGUCAGUGGUGCUGGCAAAACAACAUUGUCUAGGUUUGUAGCCUGGAUGAAUGGGCUCAGUGUUUACCAAAUCAAAGUACACAAUAAAUAUAUGGCUAGCGACUUUGAUGAAGACUUGAGAGCUGUACUUCGGCGAGCUGGCUGCAAGGAUGAAAAAAUAGCAUUCCUCAUGGAUGAAUCUAAUGUAUUAGAUUCAAGCUUCUUGGAAAGAAUGAAUACACUCUUAGCCAACGGGGAAGUUCCUGGUUUGUUUGAAGGUGAUGAAUAUACUACAUUGAUGACACAGUGCAAAGAAGGAGCUCAGAGAGAAGGUCUUAUGUUGGAUUCAGGUGAAGAACUUUACAAGUGGUUUACACAGCAGGUCAUGAAAAAUUUGCAUGUUGUAUUCACAAUGAAUCCUUCUUCAGAAGGCUUAAAAGACAGAGCUUCAACAUCACCUGCUUUAUUCAACCGUUGUGUGUUGAAUUGGUUUGGAGAUUGGUCAGAUGGUGCACUUUAUCAAGUUGGAAGAGAAUUUACAAAUAAAAUUGACCUUGAAAAAUCAAAUUAUAUUGCUCCUGACUAUACUCCUAUUGUCUAUGAAGAAUUGGGAACUAACCCUACUCACAGAGAUGCUGUUGUCAAUGCUUUUGUAUUUGUGCAUCAAACACUGCAUCAAGCUAAUUCUCGAAUAACCAAGCGUGGAGGUCGUACUAUGGCCAUAACCCCAAGACAUUAUUUGGAUUUUAUUAAUCACUUUGUUAAACUGUAUCAAGAAAAACGGUCGGAUCUUGAAGAACAACAACUGCAUUUGAAUGUUGGUUUGCAGAAGAUUCGGGAAACUGUUGAGCAAGUAGAAGAGCUCCAGAAAUCGUUAUCAAUCAAAAGAAUCGAAUUGGAAGAGAAAAAUGCAGCUGCAAAUGCCAAAUUGAAACAAAUGGUGAAAGACCAACAAGAAGCUGAACGUAAAAAAGUCACAUCACAAGAAAUUCAACAAGCAGUUGUUGAACAAACUAAGAGAAUAAAAGAAAAACAACAGGACGUACGUGCAGAUUUAGAACAAGUAGAACCAGCUGUAAUUGAAGCUCAAAAUGCUGUGAAAUCUAUCCGAAGACAGCAUCUUGUUGAAGUGAGAUCACUUGCACAUCCACCCCCUGCAGUCCGUCUUGCUAUCGAGUCUAUAUGUGUGCUCCUUGGAGAGACUGAUCUUGAAUGGAAGUCUCUCAGAGGUAUAAUUAUGAAAGACAAUUUUAUACCUACCAUUGUCAACUUCAAGACUGAUGACAUUCCUGAUGAUAUUCGAACAAAAAUGAAGAACAAGUAUUUGAAUAACCCUGAGUAUAACUAUGAAAAAGUCACCAGGGCCAACUUCGCUUGUGGCCCUAUGGUGAAAUGGGCAAUCGCUUUGAUCAACUAUGCUGACAUGCUGAAACGCGUAGAACCUCUCAGAAAUGAAUUAAACGCUCUGGAAAACCAAGCUGAGGACAAUCGCACCAAAUACGAAGAAGUGAACUCCGUCAUUGUUCAACUUGAGAAAAGUAUUGCUAUGUAUAAAGAAGAAUAUGCUAUUCUUAUAAGCCAAGCUCAAGCUAUCAAAAGUGAUUUGGCAGCAGUAGAAGGCAAGGUUGAAAGAAGUGUUGCUUUAUUGAAAAGUCUUACAAAUGAGAAGCAGAGAUGGGAAGCAGGUAGUGAAACAUUCCGAAACCAGAUGGCCACUAUUAUUGGAGAUGUUUUGUUAUCUUCAGCUUUCAUGUCUUAUGCCGGUUAUUUUGACCAACAAAUGCGUCAGAACUUAUUUACUGCUUGGUCUAAUCAUUUACAACAAGCCAACAUCCAAUUUAGAACGGAUAUUGCUAGAACAGAGUAUUUGUCAAAUGCUGAUGAAAGACUUCGCUGGCAAGCUAAUAACUUACCUGCAGAUGAUCUAUGCACAGAAAAUGCUAUUAUGUUGAAGAGAUUUAAUCGAUAUCCACUAAUUAUCGACCCAUCUGGACAAGCAACAGAAUUUUUAAUGAAUGAAUACAAAGAGAGGAAAAUCACAAAAACAAGCUUUUUGGAUGAUGCAUUCCGUAAAAACCUUGAAAGUGCUCUUAGAUUCGGCAACCCCUUAUUGGUUCAGGAUGUUGAAAGUUAUGAUCCUAUAUUAAAUCCUGUGCUGAAUCGAGAAUUACGCAGAACUGGUGGCAGAGUAUUAAUUACUUUGGGUGAUCAAGAUAUUGAUUUAUCUCCUGCAUUUACCAUCUUUUUGUCUACACGAGAUCCUAACGUUGAAUUCCCUCCUGAUAUCUGCUCCAGGGUGACCUUUGUCAAUUUUACUGUAACACGGGGCAGUCUCCAGAGUCAAUGUUUGAAUCAAGUGUUGAAGGCUGAGAGACCUGAUGUUGAUGAGAAACGAUCAGAUUUACUCAAACUCCAAGGUGAAUUCCAGCUACGUUUGCGCCAACUGGAAAAAUCAUUGUUGCAAGCUCUCAAUGAUACCAAAGGAAAAAUUCUUGAUGAUGAUAGUAUUAUAUCACAUCUGGAAACCUUGAAAACUGAAGCAGCAGAAGUUGCGCGUAAAGUGGAAGAAACAGAUCAUGUUAUGGCAGAAGUGGAAACAGUAUCUCAACAAUACAUACCCCUUGCUCAGUCUUGCAGCAGCAUCUAUUUUACUUUGGAAGCUCUGCAGCAGGUCCACUUCCUGUACCAAUACUCAUUGCAGUUCUUUUUAGAUAUUUUCCAUUCUGUUCUUUACAACAAUUCUCAUCUUACUGGAGUGAAAGAGUAUGGUUCACGAUUAGCAAUUACAACAGCUGAUCUUUUCCAAGAAACUUAUAGCAGAGUUGGGAGAGGUAUGCUCCAUGAAGAUCGUAUUACAUUUGCUAUACAGUUAUGCAGGAUCCAUCUUCAAGGAUUGGCAAAUGAACCAAGUUAUGAUCAUGAAUUCAACUAUUUUAUGAGGGGAGAGGAAGGAAUUCUCACCAGCCAGUCACCAGAAAGCAUCAAAGGACUAUCUCCACAACAGGUCAUAAAUAUGAUGAGUCUAUCAAAGUUGGAAGCAUUCAAAGACAUCAAGUCAAAAGUUCAAAAGAACGAUUUCUUAGAAUGGCUGCAUAAUCCUACUCCAGAAACAAAUGUUCCUACAAUAUGGAAUGAAGAAAAACCACUCACUGACACUGGGAAAGUAGUGUUUUCUUUGUUGAUGAUCCGAGCAUUUAGACCAGAUCGUCUUGUGUCAAAUGUACGAAUGUUUGUAGAGAAAAUUCUUGGUGAAACAUUUGCUCAUACUGCAGAAAAAGAACUCAACCUGUCUGAAGUUGUUGAAAAUGAGGUUAAAUCGAGUACACCAGUACUAAUGUGUUCAAUGGCUGGAUUUGAUGCCAGUGGACGAGUUGAUGAUUUGGCAGCUGAACUCAAUAAGCAGAUAACUUCAAUUGCUAUCGGUUCUGCUGAAGGCUUUACUCAGGCUGACAAAGCAAUUAAUUCGGCUAGUAAAUCUGGACGAUGGGUAAUGCUAAAGAAUGUACAUUUGGCACCACAAUGGCUUGUUCAGCUAGAGAAGAAAUUGCACAAUUUAACUCCUCAUACUAAUUUCCGACUAUUUCUUACAAUGGAAAUUAAUCCUAAACUUCCAACCAAUUUGCUUCGUGCUGGUCGAGUGUUUGUUUUUGAACCUCCUCCUGGUAUUGCUGCUAAUUUGCUGCGUACAUUUUCAACUGUACCUGCAACUAGGAUGUGUCAGCCUCCUAACGAAAGAUCCCGAUUGUAUUUCUUACUUGCAUGGUUUCAUGCAAUUGUUCAAGAGCGUAUGCGUUAUGUACCACUUGGUUGGUCUAAGAAAUAUGAAUUUUCUGAAUCUGACCUGAAAGUUGCUUGUGAUAUGUUGGAUACUUGGAUUGACUCAGUUGCCAUGGGUCGUACCAAUUUACCGCCUGAAAAAGUUCCUUGGGACGCCAUGAGGACUCUUCUCUCCCAAUGCAUAUACGGUGGUAAAAUCGAUAAUGACUUUGAUCAGCGUCUUUUGACAUCCUUUGUGAAUAAAUUGUUUACACCAGAGAGCUUUGAUGCUGACUUUGUUUUGGUAAAUAAUGUUGAAGGUCAACAGGGCAAGAAUAUCAUUAUGCCAGAAGGUGUCAGAAGAGAGCAGUUCUUGCAGUUCACAAGCACUCUUACUGAUCGACAAUCUCCAACAUGGUUAGGUUUACCUAACAAUGCUGAACGAGUCUUAUUGACCAAAUUAGGCUCUGACAUGAUAGCCAAAUUAAUGAGAAUGCAGCUUUUGGAAGAUGAAGACCUAGCUGUUAAAACAUCAAUUGAACAAAAUGAGAAACGUUUAACUGAUGGGCGUCCUGCUUGGAUGAGAACUCUGCAAAAAUCUGUUUCUGGAUGGCUUCAGCUUGUGCCUAAGAGCCUUGGUUCCUUGAAAAGAACAAUGGAAAACAUUAAAGAUCCCUUGUUUAGAUUCUUUGAACGUGAAGUCAAUGCUGGAUGCCGUUUGCUCAGUGAUGUUCGUCAGGACCUAACUGAUAUUAUGAUGGUGUGUUCAGGAGAGAAGAAACCAACUAAUCAUCACCGCUCAAUGAUGGAUGACCUCAUUAAAGGUAUAAUUCCUAUAUCUUGGAGAAGAUACACUGUUCCCAGUGGUUUAACUGUCAUUCAGUGGAUUACAGAUUUUAGUGAGAGAGUGAAACAGCUUCACAAUAUUAUUACACAGACAAGUUCUGGUGGAGCUAAGGAACUAAAGAAUAUCAAUGUUUGGCUUGGUAAGCUUUUUAUCCCUGAGGCCUAUAUUACAGCAACACGCCAGUAUGUAGCACAAGCUAACAGUUGGUCUUUGGAAGAAUUACAUCUUGAUGUUUCAGUUUUGACUGGAAAAACACCACCUUCACCUGAUGAUUGCAGUUUUGCUUUAACAGGUUUGAAACUUCAAGGUGCUGUUUGUAAAGAAAACAAGCUUCACUUAUCCUCCACUAUUUCUACAGAUCUACCCAGUACUUUACUCCGUUGGGUCAAGAAAGAUGACACUUUUAAGAAAGAACACAGAGUUACUCUUCCUGUGUACCUGAAUGCAGCCCGAGUUCAGUUACUGUUCACUUUGGAAUUUGAAACUGAUGGAAGAACCACUGAACAUGAAUUUUAUGAGAGAGGUGUCGGUGUUAUUAGUUCUGAUUUAGCCUAAGCAAAGAAAACAACCAAAAGAGUUAUUCAUUACGAUAUUUCAUAUUGGUAAUACUAUAAUAUUUGUACUAGAACUGCACAAAGUUAUCAAUAAAGGUAUAUGCUUAUAAA
Messenger RNA from Octopus bimaculoides (California two-spot octopus), 14086 nucleotides. RefSeq names its product cytoplasmic dynein 1 heavy chain 1. Gene Ontology annotation, biological process: microtubule-based movement. The record is from RefSeq and is a predicted model, not a curated record. Lineage: Eukaryota; Metazoa; Mollusca; Cephalopoda; Octopoda; Octopodidae. Gene Ontology annotation, molecular function: dynein intermediate chain binding; ATP hydrolysis activity; minus-end-directed microtubule motor activity. Gene Ontology annotation, cellular component: axonemal dynein complex.